Molecule: messenger RNA, 1436 nt
Organism: Arachis ipaensis
Lineage: Eukaryota; Viridiplantae; Streptophyta; Magnoliopsida; Fabales; Fabaceae
Source: RefSeq, a predicted model, not a curated record
UUUUUUGGUAAAAUUUGUAUUUAAAAUUAUGAGAUUCUGAGUGAUAAUUCUGGAAUAAGAGAUACUAAGAAUAAGAAAAGGAACAAACAGCGUGAGAUGGCAGCAACUACAAGUGGUAGCGCAGGGAAUCGAAUCCCAGAGCUGAGAAAAGACGCAAUCUCAAACCGAUGGGUAAUAUUCUCACCUGCCAGAGCCAAACGACCCUCCGAAUUCAAGUCCAACUCGCCGGCCGUCUCAGACCAACAGCUUCACCAGCGAUGCCCUUUCUGCAUCGGCAAUGAGCACCAGUGCGCUCCUGAGAUCUUCCGCUUUCCACCUGACAACCCCGAUUGGACCCUCCGCCUCAUCCAGAACCUUUAUCCUGCUCUCUCCCGCGACCUCCCUUCCCCCGCCCCUGCCCGACUCGCUAACAACCUCACCGGUUCGGUUCUUGAUGGCUUCGGCUUCCACGACGUCAUAAUCGAGACCCCGGUUCAUUCGGUUCAGCUAUUGGAUUUAUCGCCGCACGAUGUUGCCCAGGUUUUCCUCGCUCAUAUCAAGAGGAUCCACCAGCUCGCUACCAAUGACUCUAUCAAAUAUGUGCAGGUGUUCAAAAACCAUGGUGCUUCAGCUGGUGCAUCAAUGACUCAUUCUCACAGUCAGAUGAUAGCUCUUCCUGUUAUUCCACCUAAUGUUUCCGCUCGUCUCGGAAAUAUGAAGGAUUAUUUCGAGAAGACAGGCAAAUGUUGUAUUUGUGAAAUUCAACAGGAGGAUCUUUUAAUUGAUACAUCUGAUAACUUCUUUUCACUGGUUCCGUAUGCCGCUACAUUUCCUUUUGAGAUAUGGAUUGUUCCCAGGCAUCACUCAGCUCAUUUCCAUGAAUUGGAUGCCGAAAAGGCCAUUGACCUUGGAAGGUUGUUGAAACUAAUGCUUAGAAAGAUGUCUCUGCAAUUGAACAAUCCACCGUUCAAUUAUAUGAUUCACACUAGUCCAUUGCACAGUAAUGCAUCAGAAUUAGCAUACACUCAUUGGUUCAUACAGAUAGUGCCUCAACUAACACUGACUGCGGGUUUUGAAAUCGCAACUGGGUGUCACAUAAAUCCUGUUUUCCCGGAAGAUGCUGCGAAGGUUCUGAGAGAAGUAAAUGUACCAGAGUCAGGAUGAACCAGGUAGAAACAUGAAUGUAUUGAGACCUAAUUGAUCAACUAUCCUGUGAUCGAUUGUAUACUUCGAAUCUCCAUUGAGGGAGUUCAACAUCUUGCAUGUGACUUCAAUCCUAGUCCUGAAACCAUAAGUUAUCGGAUAUUGGAAGCAAACCAUUUACUAUGAAUAAGUAUGUUGGCAAAAACCUUGAGAUACUGAAAAUUGGAAUGAAAUGUUGAUUAUGAAUAUGUGGGUUCAUUUAGGAACGAGUUAUGUUGAACUUAUGAAUGGUUCCAUCAUUUCAGUUUUCUUUC